GGUCCCGCCCUCAGCCUGCCAGCGGCAAGUCCGGCCGCUGAUUGGUUCCAGUCGCUGCCACUCAGGGGAGACGGGCUGCGGGAUCCGCGGAGCCACUGGAGACCGGAGCGGAGCGGCCGAGGAUUGAAGAGUUCAGCACACUGCAAAAUGAACGUGGCAAAGGGUGGCUACCGCGUAUUCUCGGCUAAUUCAAAUGCUGCCUGCACUGAGUUAGCCAAACGCAUCACUGAGCGUCUUGGAGUUGAACUUGGCAAAGCUGUGGUUUACCAGGAGCCAAACCGUGAAACACGAGUGGAAAUAAAAGAAUCUGUUCGUGGCCAGGAUAUUUUCAUCAUACAGACCAUCUCGCGAGAUGUUAACACGGCUGUGAUGGAAUUGCUAAUCAUGGCCUACGCCUGCAGGACUUCAUGUGCCCGGAACAUCAUUGGAGUGAUUCCCUACUUCCCCUACAGCAAGCAGUGUAAAAUGAGGAAGAGGGGCUCCAUUGUUUGCAAACUGCUUGCGUGCAUGUUGGCCAAAGCAGGAUUAACCCACAUUAUCACAAUGGACCUUCAUCAGAAGGAGAUCCAAGGUUUCUUCAACAUUCCUGUUGACAACCUUCGGGCAUCACCAUUUCUACUGCAGUACAUUCAGGAUGAGAUUCAGGAUUACAGGAAUGCAAUCAUUGUUGCAAAGUCACCUGCUGCUGCCAAGAGAGCACAGUCAUAUGCAGAGAGACUCCGGCUGGGACUAGCGGUGAUACAUGGAGAGGCUCAGUAUGCAGAGUAUGAUUUGGUGGAUGGGCGUCACUCUCCUCCAGCUGUGAAGAACACGAUGAUACAUUCUGGUCUGGAGUUACCAUCUGUACAUAGGCUGCAAGUUCCGUUUCCUGGUAUCGAGCUUCCAAUGAUGAUGCCCAAGGAAAAGCCACCCAUCACUGUGGUUGGAGAUGUUGGUGGAAGAAUAGCCAUCAUUGUGGAUGACAUUAUUGACGACGUUGAUGGCUUUGUGGCAGCUGCUGAGAUUCUGAAGGAGCGGGGCGCGUACAAGAUCUACGUCAUGGCCACUCAUGGUCUCCUCUCUGCCGAUGCCCCUUGUUUGAUAGAAGAGUCAGCCAUUAAUGAGGUGGUUGUAACAAAUACUAUUCCUCACGAAGUUCAAAAGCUGCAGUGCCCCAAGAUCAAAACUGUAGAUGUCAGCAUGAUCCUGUCUGAAGCCAUUCGCCGUAUCCACAAUGGGGAGUCGAUGUCGUACCUGUUCCGUAACAUCACAGUUGAUGACUAACCCAAGUCUCUCUGAAGCGGUAAAGUGCAUAAGCAGAGGUAAUGCAGGGCAUUGUGUGAUGUCUGGAAUGGCUGUAGUGAGGCAGUUUCUGUGCUGUUGCAGUGGUUCCCAAUUGCUGCCUUUGUUCCUGUGCAGAAUAUCUCUCUGAGAAAUGCCCUGCCUUCAACUCAGCCUUUUAAAUAGUUCCUGCAAUGUCAUUUAAUUCUGUAAAGGACAACUCUGCAGUCUGUUGGAAAUUGCUGCUGAAUGGCUGUUUUGAAAUUUGUAAAUUGUUAAUAGUGCAAUUGAGUCGCCCUCUUCCUGUACGGACUGCUCUCAGCAAGUCACUGAAUAGUGUAAUAAAAGGGCGGGAGUGAAACUCUGCCGACUCUGCAUUGAACUUUAUUUUUCUGUAAACUAUUGGACAGCGUCAUUGGUGAUGCCAGAUACGUGUGAUGGUUGGGUUGUCGUGUCUCUAAUUAAACUACCAUGAUUACCUAAGAA
Messenger RNA from Pristis pectinata (smalltooth sawfish), 1746 nucleotides. RefSeq names its product phosphoribosyl pyrophosphate synthase-associated protein 1. The record is from RefSeq and is a predicted model, not a curated record. Gene Ontology annotation, cellular component: ribose phosphate diphosphokinase complex; cytoplasm. The transcript is spliced from 12 exons. Gene Ontology annotation, biological process: purine nucleotide biosynthetic process; 5-phosphoribose 1-diphosphate biosynthetic process. Gene Ontology annotation, molecular function: ribose phosphate diphosphokinase activity; magnesium ion binding. Lineage: Eukaryota; Metazoa; Chordata; Chondrichthyes; Rhinopristiformes; Pristidae. The coding region runs from base 148 to 1263 and encodes 371 amino acids.